Messenger RNA from Uncinocarpus reesii 1704, 420 nucleotides. RefSeq lists its product as uncharacterized. The coding region runs from base 1 to 420 and encodes 139 amino acids. The record is from RefSeq and is a predicted model, not a curated record. Gene Ontology annotation, biological process: nuclear-transcribed mRNA catabolic process; mRNA splicing, via spliceosome. Gene Ontology annotation, cellular component: Lsm1-7-Pat1 complex; U6 snRNP; spliceosomal tri-snRNP complex. NCBI's taxonomy places the organism in Eukaryota, Fungi, Ascomycota, Eurotiomycetes, Onygenales, Onygenaceae. The transcript is spliced from 3 exons. Gene Ontology annotation, molecular function: RNA binding.
AUGUCUGAACGAAGCUCCUUUCGCGGGGGCUUCUCUCGCGGUGGAGGCCGCGGCGGAGGGCGCGGAGGGCGCGGCGGGCAGAGAGGUGGCGGUGCGGGUAGUGGCGGUGCAGGAUCCCAGCAACAGCAACAGGAGAAGCCGAAGAAGGAGAAUAUCCUCGAUCUUACCAAGUACAUGGACAAGGAGGUCCAUGUGAAGUUCAGUGGCGGGCGAGAAGUCACCGGCACGCUAAAGGGCUACGAUCAGCUUAUGAAUCUCGUCCUCGACGACGUAAAAGAGAUCAUGCGUGAUGACGAGGGCAAUGAUUCAACCCGGUCGUUAGGCCUGAUUGUGGCCCGAGGAACUCUACUGGUUUUGAUUUCACCGGUUGAUGGAAGUGAAGAGAUAGCGAAUCCUUUUCUACAGCAAGAAGAGGAAUGA